Messenger RNA from Dipodomys spectabilis (banner-tailed kangaroo rat), 1671 nucleotides. It is a transcript of the gene Ddx47, whose product is annotated as DEAD-box helicase 47. The coding region runs from base 2 to 1387 and encodes 461 amino acids. The transcript has 12 exons. Gene Ontology annotation, molecular function: ATP binding; RNA helicase activity; nucleic acid binding. The record is from RefSeq and is a predicted model, not a curated record. Lineage: Eukaryota; Metazoa; Chordata; Mammalia; Rodentia; Heteromyidae.
GAUGGCUGCGUCCGAGGAGCGCGACUGCCCGGCCGAGGCCGCGGGGCCGGUGGUGGAGAAGGCGGAGGGGGAGACGGAGGAGGGCGCUCAGACGUUCAAAGAUCUGGGCGUGACCGACGUCCUGUGCGAGGCCUGCGACCAGCUGGGCUGGACCAAGCCCACCAGGAUCCAGGUGGAAGCCAUCCCUCUCGCCUUGCAAGGCCGGGACGUCAUCGGUUUGGCGGAGACGGGCUCGGGAAAGACGGGCGCCUUCGCGCUGCCCAUCCUGAACGCGCUGCUGGAGACGCCGCGGCGCCUGUUCGCCCUGGUGCUCACCCCCACCCGCGAGCUGGCCUUCCAGAUCGCGGAGCAGUUCGAGGCCCUGGGCUCCUCUAUUGGGGUGCAGUGCGCCGUGAUCGUGGGCGGGAUCGACUCCAUGGCCCAGGCCCUGGCUUUGGCGAAGAAGCCACAUGUGGUCAUCGCCACUCCUGGCCGGCUUAUUGACCACCUGGAGAACACGAAAGGCUUCAACCUGAGGGCACUCAAGUACCUGGUGAUGGACGAGGCGGACCGGAUCCUAAACAUGGACUUCGAGACUGAGGUGGACAAGAUCCUCAAGGUGAUCCCCCGUGACCGGAGAACCUUUCUCUUCUCCGCCACCAUGACCAAGAAGGUGCAGAAGCUGCAGCGAGCGGCGCUGAAGAACCCCGUGAGGUGCGCCGUGUCGUCCAAGUACCACACGGUGGAGAAGCUGCAGCAGUUCUACCUGUUCAUCCCCUCCAAGUUCAAGGACACCUACCUGGUUUACGUCCUCAACGAGCUGGCCGGCAACUCGUUCAUGAUCUUCUGCAGCACGUGCAACAACACGCAGAGAACCGCGCUGCUGCUGCGCAACCUGGGCUUCACCGCCAUCCCGCUGCACGGGCAGAUGAGCCAGACCAAGCGCCUGGGGUCCCUCAAUAAGUUCAAGGCCAAGGCCCGCUCCAUCCUGCUCGCGACCGACGUGGCCAGCAGGGGGCUGGACAUCCCCCACGUGGACGUGGUGGUCAACUUCGACAUCCCCACCCACUCCAAGGAUUACAUCCAUCGCGUGGGCCGGACAGCGAGGGCCGGGCGUUCGGGGAAAGCCAUCACCUUCGUCACGCAGUACGACGUGGAGCUCUUCCAGCGCAUCGAGCACCUGAUCGGGAAGAAGCUGCCCGCCUUCCCCACACAGGAUGAGGAGGUCAUGCUGCUGGCCGAGCGCGUGACCGAGGCGCAGCGGUUUGCCAGGAUGGAGCUGAGGGAGCACGGGGAGAAGAAGAAGCGAGCCCGGGAGGAGGCGGGGGACAACGACGACACGGAGGCUGCCAUUGGCGUCAGGAACAAGGUGGCUGGAGGGAAGAUGAAGAAGCGGAAGGGCCGCUAGAUUCUGGUGGAUUCUGCGCAAGGACUGGGCCCUCAGCAGGCCCUCUGCCCGGUCUCCCAGGACCUGCGUGGGUGCCGGGUACCUGCCCAGCGCCCGUGCGUGGACUCGAGUCGGCGAUCGGCGGCGUCGGUGCCCGGGGCCCGGCUCUGUGCUUGGGCCCCGGCCCAGAGCAUCGCCCCGUCCUGUGCCAACCCCACCGGUACCCGAGGAAUGCGGCGAGCACAGCUCUCCGGCCCUGGGCCUCGUGGGGCCGCGUGGAACAAUAAAUCCCAGCCGUUUCUCCA